CACGUAGUACCUUAAUGUUGUGACUUAGGCAGAUACAGAUUUUCUUUUAACCUCACUGCUAAACAGCGCACUACGGAGUGAUAUUAACGACCAGCGAUCAGUACACAACUUCGUUUCUCGUUAGUACUAUUUCUCUCGUGGAGCGCUUCGAAUGUGUGUUAUACUAAAACUUUUUAAUGAAAAUCGAUAGGAUUAGUAUUAUAUUUUAUUUAACAAUAGGGAAAGUUUUACUUUGAUUUUAUCAAAACAAUUUUUUCUCUAUGUAAGGUACUUAUAACAUUUUUAAUUAAGCCAUUGAAAUGUCCUCUAUUUUCUCGUAUCAUAAUACGUUCGACGAAAGUUAUUUUAUUUUUGAUGAUAUGACUUGUCCAUAAUUUUAUUCAUUACUUGUUGAUCAUAAAAGUUAUUUGCAAUAACUAACUAUAAUAUGCACUACAUUACAAUGGAUACUAAUACAAGUAAAAAAUUCAAGGAACAACUUAUUAAAAAUGUAAAAAAAGAGGUUAAGCAAAUUAUGGAAGAAGCUGUAACACGAAAGUUUGUACAUGAAGAAAGUGGUUCUAUAACAUCACUAUGUGCUGCUGUUGAAACAUGUUUAUCACAAGGUUUACGACGCAGGGCGUUAGGUUUAUUCAAAACCAGUUCAACAACUGCGUUACUACAUAAAAUAGGAAAAACUUAUGAACCAGCUUCAAUAAUAAGUCAUAAGGUUCAAGAACUAGAAAAUGCUGACCCCAACAGGUAUGGCAGUAAUAGAUCUUUUUCAUUAUUAGAUAGAAGGGAAUCAUUAGGUCCACAAAUAAUUUGUCAAUGUAUGCUAAACCGAAGACGUUCUUUAACUGCAUUUCUCUUUUACUAUGAAAAAGAUGGGAGAAAUUCCAUAAGUUAUUCUCUACGGUGUACUUGUACGUCAGCCAGAAGGCGCUCAUUGUCAUGGUUACUAUUUGGCUGUGAAAAUGGAGAGAGUAGUUGUGCGACCAGAGCAGCCUCAAUUAAUAGUACGCUAACAAACAGUAUAACAAUGUCAAAUGUACAUCCACCGCCUCUAACUAAAAAAAAUUCAGCGGGUAGUGGAUUAGCUUCUCCUUCUAACAUAUUACCUAAAUACUUGUGGAUCCGGUUAGCAUUGUUUGAAAAACAUUUAGCAGUUAUCAUAGAUUACAUUGUACAAAAUUGCAGUAAAUAUUACGAAAAAGAUUCUCUGGUUGCAGAUCCGGAUUAUGGUAGUAUUUUGAGUUCUCUUUUAGUUGGUCCUUGUGCCUUAGACUAUUCACGUACAAAGUCAAACGACCAAUUUUGGACAGAUCCACCAGCUGAUGAACUUGUUCAAAGACAUCGUAUAUCCAGUGGAUAUCAUACUUCUCCACCAUGUCGUACUCCAAUCAAUUAUCGUAGAAAUCUGCAUGCCACCAGUAACGAUGACAUUCAAAGACAAACACCUAUUUCUGCGAAAGAUUACGUAGAGUCUUUACAUCAGAACAACCGAGUUACGCUUCUUUACGGAAAAAACAAUGUACUCGUUCUUCCGAAAGAUGUAACAGAACCAAUAGCAGGUUACUUAUCUCUUCAUCAAACACCCAACUCAUUGAUUAUUAAGUGGACACCUAAUCAACUGAUGAAUUGUCAUUCUCCAAGCUCAUAUCAAAAUGAAAACUUAGAUUUUGAAACUAAUGACAAAAGUCAAUAUUGGGACUAUGCUAUGAAUGUCAACGUUGAUGAAAUAGUGUAUGUUCAUUGUCAUCAACAAGGGAAUGACAGUGGUGGUACGGUUGUACUAGUGGCACAGGAUGGUGUGCAGCAACCACCUAUACAUUUUCCUCAAGGUGGUCACAUGUUAGCUUUCCUCACUUGUUUAGAAAAUGGCCUUCUACCACAUGGACAAUUGGAUCCUCCUUUGUGGCCACAAAGAGGCAAAGGAAAAGUAUUUCCUAAAUUACGAAGAAAAGGUCGAACACAAAUGCAAGACAUCUCAAAUGACUUAUCUUGUACUACCGAUGAAUCUCGUGAUUAUGUUUUUCAAAUCAUCAACAAAGCUAGACACGAAGAAUUUUUAUCGAAGGGUGAUGAAAUAUUGGACGCUAAAAUUUGGUCAAUGCCGUCAGCCACGCAUAGUAUAAUUAAUAAAGUAAGAGGUCAUUUAGAGUCAUCAUCGACAAAUUCAUCAUCUUCAACUUCUAGCAGUAUUGACCCAAUUGGUUCUCCUUUGUUGGUUGGAAAUAUUAAUCAAAAUAAAGACACUGGUGAUGAAAUCAUUAAUAUCAAUGAUUCCUUACAAUUACUCUGCGAGACAAUGAAAAAACAAAUUAUAUCGAGAGCUUUUUAUGGCUGGUUAGCAUACUGUCGACAUCUAACAACGGUUCGUACCCACUUAUCAGGACUGGUAAAUACAACAAUUGUAGAUUCGAGUGAUGCUCAUACUGGAUUGACUGAAGGAAAAUGGAAGUCCUUUAAAAAUGAUAUGAAUGUUAUUGAUAUUAAUGUAAAAUUCGAUAUUUUCCGACUUACUUACUUUGGUGGAGUACAACACGAAAUAAGAAAAGAAGUUUGGCCUUUUUUAUUGGGACAUUAUGCAUUUGGAAGUUCAUCUGAAGAAAGAGCUACUUUAGAUUCGCGUUGUAAGCAAGAUUAUGAAACUACUAUGUCAGAAUGGAUGGCUGUCGAAGCAAUUAUCAGACAAAAAGACCGCGAAACCAUGGCAGCUAAUCUUGCAAAGCUUUCAAGUGAAAGUACAUCGGGUGAUGCUCCUCUACCUCCAUCUCCAAAAACUUCAAAAGUGCUUAGUCAAGAACUCAGCAAUGAUGUUUUUGAAGAAACUGUAAACUUUUCUUCCGAUGAAGAUAAUCCGCCUAUCAUAGAUGAUUCUCAACCUGAAUGCAAUUUGGAAGAUAUUGAAAAAAUUAAUAGUGAAGAGAUCGAAACAGUCAAUAAAGUUAAUGAAUCAUCUAAAAUAAAUGAUGGAUAUAAGAGUUCCUUAUCAUCUGAUGAGGGUUUAGGGAAAGACGAAGGGACAGAAAAAGAAAAUACUAAUUAUAAAUUAAAAGAUACUAAAAGCGAACCUACAGAUACAGAAUCAUCCCAUUCCUGUACUACAGCAGUUAUCGUAACUUCGAAUGAAAGUCAAGAUAAAAAUACUGUUAAUUCUAACAACAAUUGUACGAAAGAAGAAAUUGAUGAAGAUAAAUCAUCUAAAUUAACAGUUGAUGACAAUGAAGGUAACUGCGGAGGAUCUAACCAUGAACAAAGAUCAGCUUGUAUAUCGCCAGCGAGUUCUCAAGGGGGUGUUUAUCCGGUUGAAUUAGUAGAAAAUUUUGGUCUGAAUGUACACAGGAUUGAUAAAGACGUUCAACGAUGCGAUAGAAAUUAUCCUUAUUUCAAUUUAGAAAAUUUAGACAAAUUACGAAAUAUUAUAUGCACAUAUGUUUGGGAUCAUUUGGAUAUGGGUUAUAUGCAAGGAAUGUGUGAUUUAGUAGCACCAUUGCUUGUUAUUUUAGACGAUGAAACUUUAUCAUACUCGUGUUUCUGUUUACUGAUGGAAAGAAUGUCUGCAAAUUUCCCACAUAGCGGUGGUGCGAUGGAUACACAUUUUGCUAAUAUGAGAUCACUAGUACAAAUACUUGACUCGGAAAUGUUCGAAUUAAUGCAUGAAAACGGCGAUUUCACACAUUUUUAUUUUUGUUACCGUUGGUUCUUAUUAGAUUUUAAGAGAGAACUAUUAUAUGAUGAUGUCUUUACUGUAUGGGAAACAAUUUGGGCAGCAAAAGAAAUGUCAUCUUCUCAAUUUGUCCUGUUUUUUGCACUUGCACUUGUUGAAACAUAUAGAGAUAUUAUUUUAGCAAACCAUAUGGAUUUUACCGAUAUUAUAAAGUUUUUUAAUGAAAUGGCUGAACAUCACGAUGCUAAAUCAGUACUAGCAUUAGCUCGUAAUUUAGUAUUACAACUACAAACGUUAAUUGAAAAUAAAUAGUUUGAUCUGAUUGAAACAUCUAAUUGAUAGAAUUAUAUAAUAUGAUUGGCAAGAAUCGGAGGUAAUAAGAAAAAUUGAGUUCCUUCAAAUUAAUUGUGUUUUAUAAAAAUUAACACAACUUAUGCAGUAAACUUCUUCAACAUUCAUCCUAGAUAGUAGCUUGUGUAAAUUUUGUCUACAAUCUCAUAAAUAAUAACAUUUAUUUAUUUUAAACUAACAAUGAGUUUA
Messenger RNA from Daktulosphaira vitifoliae (grape phylloxera), 4192 nucleotides. RefSeq names its product small G protein signaling modulator 2-like. The coding region runs from base 428 to 3964 and encodes 1178 amino acids. NCBI's taxonomy places the organism in Eukaryota, Metazoa, Arthropoda, Insecta, Hemiptera, Phylloxeridae. The transcript is spliced from 30 exons. The record is from RefSeq and is a predicted model, not a curated record. Gene Ontology annotation, biological process: activation of GTPase activity. Gene Ontology annotation, molecular function: GTPase activator activity.